AUGGACCUCCACCAUGCUUGCGGUGGACAAUGGGACACCUUGGUGACGCAAUGCCACCUCACCACUGAAGAGCUCGACUCCUUUCUCGAGUAUGCCGGCAUGUUUCUCUGCAACUUGGGCAACUCUUAUGUGAGUUUCAAGGAUCGUCGUUCGUACCAGGCGCUGACCUUCACCAGGGCGAAAGAGACCAAAAGUUCGUCCCUGGUUCAACAGUCGAAACACUGCGAAAGAUUGCAGAUAUUUCCCCAAAUGACCAUGGACGGGCUGGAGAAUACCAUCGGUCCAUUAUUAGCAGUCCCGCCAUUCAGCCUUGGAUAUCCCAGCAGGGACGUGCAGUCGGCCCAUUACCCAGGCACCGAAGCCCUUUCCCAGGAAGAGAUCGCCCAGGUGUCGGCGUCCGUGGGACGACACUUCCUCUGGCCGGAAAAUACUCGACUGCGGAAGCUUUUCAAGAAUGGCAAGCCCGUCUACCGGCUGUUGCAGGCUUCCGCAGAGAAUGAUGCUUCCAGCAGCAAUCCACAUCAACUCGAUAAUGACCUCUUCCUUAUGAAAGGCGAUCACUCCCAAGAACUAUCCAAGGUCUGCUCGGCUUUGAAAAGGGCAAAAGCGUACGCUAGCAACAGCAAGAAAAUCCAAUUCUUGGAGCAUUACAUCGAAAGUUUUCGCACUGGUAGCUUGGAGGCAUUCCAGGCGUCGCAAAAGGUAUGGGUGACGAUGUCUCAGCAACAGUGGAACACUUGA
Messenger RNA from Metarhizium acridum CQMa 102, 741 nucleotides. The record is from RefSeq and is a predicted model, not a curated record. Lineage: Eukaryota; Fungi; Ascomycota; Sordariomycetes; Hypocreales; Clavicipitaceae.